Molecule: messenger RNA, 1678 nt
Organism: Chaetomium fimeti
Lineage: Eukaryota; Fungi; Ascomycota; Sordariomycetes; Sordariales; Chaetomiaceae
Exons: 1
Coding region: 207-1595 (462 amino acids)
Source: RefSeq, a predicted model, not a curated record
GCUCACUCCCAAAGCCCACGCGGCAAUGUCGCAAGACUAAUAACCCAAGGCAUCUGCAGCUUCCUCACCAAUGCUCAGCCCAAGUUCGGCGCAGCCAUGACCGAGCAUCAGUCCCCAAUUGCUGCACGACUCGCGUCUCAGCGCAUCGUGGACCUCGGUCCUUGGAAUCGUCGCACGACCGAACCUUAACCAUCCGGGCAUGAGGCAUGACUUCGACCACCAUGUCAGCCGCGUCGCUCCUCUUCCUCAUCGUCUACAACUUCCUCUACUACUUUCUCUACCUCGUCCUAUUUGCCUUCCUCGUCGUCACUCCGAUCGAUCUCAUCCAGCAGGGCGUACAGCUCCAUCGAAACUACGACAUCCUCGUCGUCCUCAUUUGCUACGUCGUGACCAUCCUGGUCGUCGCCUUCAUCUACGCCUCCCGCCUCUAUAUCAGUCGCUCCGUGCUUGCGUCUAUACCGAAAGGAUGGGUUCCUAUCGAGAAGGGCGACGUCCCGUCCGACGUGCGCCAGAUGAUCGUCGAGGGGCUCGCCAGGAGCGCCGCGAUCGCAUACGACGCCAGGCCGCGGGUGCCACUUGUGGUGCUCGGAUCAGGGCCCGCCGCUGGUAGUGGAGGAAAUAGGCAGGCGUCUGCCAAUUCUGCUGCACCUGGGCCGUCAAUUGCCGAAUCCAAGAAGAGCGCUCCGCCCAGGGGCCCCGCGGCACCCAGGGAGGCAAAAGCCACCAAGCCCUCACAACCCAAGCCGGUCUGGGGCGAGAUUGAACAUCCAGGCUGGGGAUCGCCCUUGUCGCACGACCUUCCCAGCCUGCAGUACGACACCGUCGUCACGGAGCUGCCUAACCUCAUCGAGGCGAAGGCGAUCACCCUUGCCCCCCCAGAUCCGGAAUCCCACUCGGAGCCACCGGCACCGGACCCAGAUGCAGUCGCCCUUCUCCAGAAACCGGAGUUCAUGGGGUUACGCGAGUAUCUCGCCUACCUCACCGAAUUGGCCGUCCUCGCACCGCUGCCCCUGACGGGCGAAUUUCUCGAGAAGUACGAAGCAGCCCGCUACUCCGGGCGCCCGUUGUCCAACGACCGGUUCCGCAGCCUGAUGCACCUCUUUUCCGAGGUCCUACGCCACAUGUACCCUCUCAGCCCCGCCGCGCUGGCGAGAUACGAAGACGACGGCUCGUCCGGCCCCGCCCCCUCGGAAAGCGACAUCGACAACGAUGCGCCGCGCGGCACAAGCCCGUCGAGCAACGGGACCUCUCGGGGGAUGUUCAUCAUGUCCGGUGCCAGAGACGGUGGCGGCCUGGAUCGUCGGUCGAGCUCCAGCACGGACGGCUCGAGACGGCGCCGGCCGGGACUUGGGCUGCGCAACUCGUCGGCAAAUACAUGGCAGUACCGCACCGCUCCCACGACGCCCAAGAGCCGGCAUACCGGUUUCUCGAGGAAGUCUAGCUCGGAGAGCUUUUCACACACCAGGCACCCCUACCCGAUGACCCAGUCGUCCAGCUCCAGCUCGCGGAGCUCGCGGUCCGGGGGAGCCGGCUCGGUCAUUCGCCUGGCUGGCGCCGAGGACGCGACGGAUCUUCCCUACGUUUUGACGUAUUAAGCCAGUGGGUCACUGCUGCAGUCUUGGGUUUCUCGGAGUAGAAAAAGGGCGCGGGGGGCUGGGAGGUGUCGGGAAAAGCGUAU